GUUUUUAUCAAAAUAAAUAAUAAUAAAAAAAACACACACACAUAACAACAACAAUAGGGCUCCAAAAGCGGGGCUACUUCAGGCACAUCUUUUUUUAUUUAAACAACCAAUGUGGAAGUUAAUUUAUAAAACUCCUUCUCGUUCUUUUUCUACAUCUUGUGUUAAAAGAGCCAUCUUUGAUGCUCGUUCACCUCUCAAGGUAUUGCAACCUCUUCAAGCCUAUGCACCCACCUUUUAUACGCGAGGAGAAAAUAUCACCCCUCUUUACGAACCAUGCCAAUUCUAUGCACAAUUAAAGUCAAAUAUUCUUCAAGCAAAAGAACGCGUAUUUAUCGCUGCACUCUACAUUGGACAGAGUGAACAGGACCUAGUAGACACGAUUCGGACAGCAUUGGAACGAACACCCACUUUACAAGUCCAUGUCUUGAUUGACUGUCUUCGAGGUACAAGAGCUUCCAAGGGACAGAGUUCUGCUACUUUACUCUUACCCUUGAUAAAGGACUUUCCUAAUCAAAUGAAAGUUUCCAUGUAUCAUACACCUGAUUUGACAGGCCUGCUGAAAAAAACACUACCUGCACGAUUUAAUGAAAGUAUUGGCUUAAUGCAUCUCAAAGUAUAUGGGUUCGACAACAAAGUCAUGUUAAGCGGCGCUAAUCUUAGUACGGAUUAUUUCACCAACCGUCAAGAUCGAUACAUCUUAUUUGAUAAGCAACCUGAACUAAGCUCCUACUACCACAACCUACUAAAGCUGAUUUCGAAUUGUUCCUAUCAAUUGACAUCGGGAAAGGAAACAUAUAACCUGACUAUGCGAAAGGAGAUGGCUGAUCCAGUCAAGGAAAGUAAACGAUACAAACGUCAAGUCCAUGCCUACCUGCAAGAGUUUAUCCGCACACAACCCAGUCUAAAAUGUGAAGAGGAGCAUGAUACAGCCGUCUUACCUGUGAUUCAAAUGGGACCCUUUGGUAUCCGACAAGAUGAGAAAUUCACACUCGAAUUACUCACGAUUGCCCAUGCACAGAGGAAUUGGACGAUCGACCUCACAUCGGGUUACUUUAAUUUUACAGACAAGUAUAAGUCGUUUAUUUUAAAAACAAGAGCCAAAUUUCAGUUCUUGACAGCAUCCCCUGAAGCCAAUGGUUUCUUUAAUUCAAAGGGGGUUUCAAGGUUCUUGCCUCCUGCCUAUACCUACAUUGAAAGAAAGUUUUAUAGACAAGUGAAAAAAAUAGGAAGGUCGCAUGAUAUCUCGAUUGAAGAGUAUAAGAGACCUGGUUGGACCUAUCAUGCAAAAGGUCUUUGGGUUAAAUUCAAUGAUGAUUUACCUUAUCUUACCAUGAUUGGUUCGCCCAAUUUCGGUCAAAGAUCCAGUGAGCGAGAUUUAGAAGCACAGGCUGUUGUCAUGACAGAAAAUAAAGCACUUCGAAAUGCAUUACACAAGGAAGUGGACAUGUUACACAAAUACUCUGAACUGGUUUCCAAUGAAACCUUUGCUAAAUUAGAUAGACAAGUACCCAAUGGCGUAAAAAUUGCAACCGCUUUUGUAAAGACAAUGUUAUAAAUAAAUAAAAUAAAACGUGGCUUUUCACACGUGUCGUCCCGAUUAUAUCAAAG
Molecule: messenger RNA, 1608 nt
Organism: Mucor mucedo
Lineage: Eukaryota; Fungi; Mucoromycota; Mucoromycetes; Mucorales; Mucoraceae
Exons: 4
Coding region: 110-1555 (481 amino acids)
Biological process (GO): cardiolipin biosynthetic process
Cellular component (GO): mitochondrion
Molecular function (GO): CDP-diacylglycerol-glycerol-3-phosphate 3-phosphatidyltransferase activity
Source: RefSeq, a predicted model, not a curated record